Molecule: messenger RNA, 1631 nt
Organism: Raphanus sativus (radish)
Lineage: Eukaryota; Viridiplantae; Streptophyta; Magnoliopsida; Brassicales; Brassicaceae
Exons: 5
Coding region: 47-985 (312 amino acids)
Source: RefSeq, a predicted model, not a curated record
UUUGGAAACAGUUCCUCGUGGUGGUAAUUGGCAUGUCCCCCCUAAUAUGCCUGAUUCUUACGGUGUUCAUCACAACUGGCACAAGAAGAGUAUAUUUUGGGAGUUGCCAUAUUGGAAGGAUCUUCUUCUGCGCCACAACCUCGAUGUGAUGCAUAUAGAGAAGAAUUUCUUUGAGAACAUCAUGAAUACAAUAUUGAAUGUCCCGGGGAAGACAAAAGACAACAUAAAAUCAAGGUUAGACUUGCCGGAUAUUUGCUCAAGAAGUGAGUUACAUAUAAACAGCAAUGGGCAAGUUCCUGUUCCGAUAUUCAGAUUGUCUUCAGACAAAAAGUCGGUGUUGUUCAACUGGGUAGCAUCAGAAGUUAAAUUCCCCGAUGGGUAUGUUUCAAAUCUGUCUAGAUGCGUUGAAAAGGGUCAAAAGUUCUCCGGGAUGAAGAGUCAUGACUGUCAUGUCUUUAUGCAACGACUACUUCCCUUUGCUUUUGCGGAGCUACUUCCUACAAACGUACAUGAAGCACUUGCAGGCAUUGGAGCAUUUUUCAGGGAUCUGAGCACCCGCACUCUUAAAGUAGAAGUCGUGGAACAGCUUCAAGAGAACAUUCCCAUCUUAUUGUGCAACUUGGAGAAGAUAUUUCCUCCUGGGUUUUUUGACGUCAUGGAGCAUCUAGCUGUGCACCUCCCAUAUGAGGCAUUGCUUCGUGGACCUGUACAUUACGGAUGGAUGUAUCAGUAUGAGCGAGCCAUGAAAUAUUUUAAGGGAAAAGCAAAGAACCUUGCAAAGGUUGAAGGUUCUAUAAUUGCUGGAAGUUUGACGGAAGAAACUUCUCACUUCACAUCGUACUACUUUGCGUCAAAAGUACGUACCCGGAAAAGAGCUCCAAGGAGAUAUGAUGAUGGUGGUGUUGCGCCAACAUACGCAGUUGCUGGUGUUCCAGACAUCUUUAGCCAGAUUGGGCGACUGGGUGGGAAAUCAAAAGAGGUUUGAUGGUCGAGUGAAGAAGACGCUCAUACUGCACACACCUAUAUUCUACUCAAUUGUGAGGAUCCAUUGAUUCGUUAUUUUGAAAGCCUAUUUGUUUCACAAGUCGAAGAAACAUUCUCAGGUAUAUCCACAACUGACGUAGACAAAAGGAAAGAUCAACACUUUAUAAAGUGGUUGAAGAAUCAGGUUGAUUUUGACGACGAUGCAGAUUAUCCUAAGUGGUUACAUGAAGUAAUUCAAUCUCCACAUGUAAAGGUACAACAAAUUCGAGCCUUUCAUCUUAGCUUCACAAGCAGAUCAAGUUAGCUACCUUCCAUACCCUCGGAUGAGAGAAUCGGGAAUAAAUUGGUUAUCCGUGAUCAAAGUUACACCUCGAGGACGAAUCAUUAGUGGAGAAGAACCACCAUUGCAAGAAGAACAGAUAAAUGAAGUCGAGGAACCUGAACAACAAAUUGAUGACAUUCUUCUCAUUGAUCCGCAUAAUCAUGAGUAUGAAGAUCUUACUGACGAUGGCACAGACGAAGCUGUUGAAGACGAGUUUAAUGAAAAUGAUGAUGUUUCUAGUGAUGACGAAAAUGUAUCCGAUUGAUGUAUUUGUGUUUUAAUAUGAUUGAUUUUCAGACUUAAUGCAUGUGAUUCGAUUAUUUUA